AUGAACAGGUGGAAGUUCGACGACUUCGAAAUUGGCGCAUCUUUGGGAAGAGGCAAGUUUGGGCGGGUUUACCUAGCCAGAGAGAAGAAGUCUGGCUUUAUAGUCGCACUGAAAAUUCUGGUGAAGGCAGAAAUAACCGAGUCCAACGCAACAAAGCAAGUGCGCAGGGAGAUCGAAAUACAGAGCCAUUUAAAGCACGAAAACAUUCUGCGGCUCUAUGGGUACUUCUACGACGACCUGCAUGUGUACAUAAUUUUGGAGUAUGCAGCAAAGGGGGAGAUGUUCAAGCUUCUGCAGAAGAAGAAGCGGUUUUCUGAGCAGGAGGGCGCCAAGUACAUCUCUGAGAUGGCGCAGGCGCUGAAGUACAUACACAACAAAAACGUGAUACACCGGGACAUCAAGCCCGAGAACCUUCUAAUUGGCGCAGACAACAAGCUAAAGGUGGCAGACUUUGGGUGGGCCGUGCACAACAUAGACAGCAAAAGGUACACGUUCUGCGGCACCAUGGACUACCUGCCGCCCGAAAUGGUGUGCCACCAAAAGCACGACAAAUAUGUGGACCUGUGGGGCGUUGGCGUGCUGGCAUACGAGUUUGUUGUUGGAAAUCCUCCGUUUGAAACCAAGGGAAGCACAGACGAGACAUUCAAGCGAAUAAAGUCUGUUGAGUUCUCUUUUCCGACGUAUCUGUCCAACGCAUGUAAAGACUUUAUCUCCAAAUUACUUGUAAGGGAGCCCGAAAACAGGCUCUCCAUAGACCAGAUCCUAUCGCAUCGGUGGAUACGGACGCACACCCGCGCAAAGAAAGACUAA
Molecule: messenger RNA, 810 nt
Organism: Nematocida major
Lineage: Eukaryota; Fungi; Microsporidia
Product: aurora kinase A
Exons: 1
Coding region: 1-810 (269 amino acids)
Biological process (GO): protein phosphorylation; methylation; mitotic spindle organization
Cellular component (GO): spindle pole centrosome; spindle midzone; spindle microtubule
Molecular function (GO): protein kinase activity; nucleic acid binding; ATP binding
Source: RefSeq, a predicted model, not a curated record